AUGAACUGUAGCAUUGUUGACACUGACGAGUUUGAGAAGAGCUGGCUGCUCCUGGCCGACAUUUACAUCCAGUCAGGGAAAUACGACAUGGAAGGGGACCUCUUGAAAAGAUGUCUUCGCCUUAAUAAGGUCAAUGUUGGGGGGGGGGGGGGGGGGGGGGGGUAGCAAAGAGCCAUACUGUAAUAGCAAAGAGCCAUACUGUAAUACCCUUGAUCAAAACGAUUCAGAAUGAAUUUUAGUCACUCACAGUAACAGUCAUUGUUCAUUUUCACAGUCAUGCUGUAAAGCUUAUGAAUACAUGGGCUACAUUAUGGAGAAGGAGCAGGCAUUCCAGGAUGCAGCGCUGAACUAUGAAAUGGCCUGGAAAUAUGGCAAUCAAACGAACCCCACUAUAGGUAUGUUUAAGGACUUUUUUUAUAUGCUGCUGCCAUUUUAUUUUUGAAAUAAUGUGAAUAUACAACAGUACAUUAAUAUGAGUAUAUGUUUGUCCCAGGGUACAAGCUUUCAUUCAACUACCUGAAAGCAAAGAGGCAUGUUGAUGCCAUAGAUGUCUGUCAUAUGGUAGGUUAAAAUCAUAAGAUGAAAUAAGAUGUGUGUUAAAAUGCAGUUUGUUUACAUGUUGACAUUGGAUAACAUCAUAUACAUAAACAAAAUGUUCAUGUUUUCUUUAGGUUUUGGAUGCUUAUCCCAAUUAUCCAAGGAUGAGGAAGGACAUCUUGGAGAAAGCUCGGGCAGCUUUG
Molecule: messenger RNA, 740 nt
Organism: Coregonus sp. 'balchen'
Lineage: Eukaryota; Metazoa; Chordata; Actinopteri; Salmoniformes; Salmonidae
Source: the annotation of a GenBank genome assembly